Messenger RNA from Theileria annulata, 420 nucleotides. RefSeq lists its product as uncharacterized. NCBI's taxonomy places the organism in Eukaryota, Apicomplexa, Aconoidasida, Piroplasmida, Theileriidae. Bases 1 to 420 code for a protein of 139 amino acids. The transcript is spliced from 3 exons. The record is from RefSeq and is a predicted model, not a curated record.
AUGAUAAAAGGCGCAAGACUGGUGUUUAAACAGACGGAAGAUUCCUUCAAAUCCGACCCUCCCAUCACACCUGAUUUUGAUGAAAUAAAAUUCGAAUCUUCUGGAAUUUAUUGCCAGAAUAGAGUUUUAAAGAUUCCACAUCCAGGUUAUAUGUCAAACGUGUACAAAUUUCUUGAAUCAAAAGGGACGUUCAAGAGGAGGUUCCUGACGGGUGUAUCAACAUGCAAGAACAUUACGUUCUUUAAAGCAGGUGAUUCCGACCUCGGUGUUUCAAAGGAAUCCAUCGAUGAUUUAAUGAGAAUGCUAAGAUUUGAAAAUGAGCCCUGCUAUCAGAGACCUUACAGACUAAUAGCAGACUCCAGGCUAUGUAUCAAGGGGAAUUGCGAUACUAUUUCAACAAUACUAAGACCUGGGUGGUGA